AUGGCAUUGGCGCGCAUCAGGGUGGGCCUGUGGCAGCAGAUCGUCGCAUGCAUCCGCAUCGUGUGGGAGAUCAUCGUUCAGCGGCGAAUGAUCAAGCGACGAGGGAUCGCGGAGUGGGCGUGCGACCCGAGCAUUCGCGGCAAGACCGUCAUCGUCACGGGUCCCACCAGCGGCAUUGGCCUCGAGAUCGCUAAGCAGCUGGUCCUAGCGGGCGGGCACGUCGUGCUGGCGUGCCGGCGGCCGGAAGCCGCCAGCAAGCUGAUCGCGGCGUGGGAGGGCGAGGCGGGCAGCGUGAGCGCGGAGGUGCGCCAGGUGGACCUCGAGUCGCUCGCGUCGGUGCGCGCGUUCGCGCGCGCGUGGGAGGCGGAGGCGCGUCCGCUGCACGUGCUGGUGAACAACGCGGGGAUCUUCUCCAUGGGAGUUGACCCCUCAUGGCACUCCCCUCAUGACAUUCCCCUCAUGGCAUUCCCCUCAUGGCAUUCCCCUCAUGGCAUUCCCCUCAUGGCAUUCCCCUCAUGGCAUUCCCCUCAUGGCAGUCCUCUCAUGGCAGUCCCCUCAUGGCACCCUCUUUCACCCCGCACGCACAUGCACAGCCUCACUCUCCUCUCUCCUUGUCUUCCCUCCCGCCCCCUCAGAUGCAUGCAUGGGGCGAUCUAG
Closterium sp. Yama58-4 is the source of this 657-nucleotide messenger RNA. The record is from the annotation of a GenBank genome assembly. NCBI's taxonomy places the organism in Eukaryota, Viridiplantae, Streptophyta, Zygnematophyceae, Desmidiales, Closteriaceae.